AAUGAGGACGUGUUAUCAGUUAAUUCAAAUUUAAUGGCGUCGAUGGUAGGCGUCAGUGUCGAAGAGAUUAACUACACAAUUACGGUAUUUCUGACAGUUUUGUUCUAAUUCAACCAUAUAAGCAUGUAUUUAUCAACCAAAGUCAAUGUACGUAGGUUACUUAUCAUGUAAGCUUGCCCUCUUUAAACACUAGACACAUCUUAUCAGUAGAACAUGUAUAAUUCUUUGUCAGUAUAGAUAUUGGUCAUUCCUCAUUUUAAAAUUGACAUGCAAGGAAUAUUUUAAAAAUGAAUUUAUUUUUGUCACUGUGUUUAGGUGUAGUAUUUUCUUGUACUUUCGCAGAAAAGACACAAGACGAAGACACACUGUCGAACAUACUGACAGAGUUAAGGAACUUGCAAGAAGCUCAGAAAAGAUACACUAAUACUUUAGAUGAAUUUAAAUCCCGUGUUUCAUCUCUGGAAAACACAGUGAAGGACUUACAGCGCGAGAAUAAAGAACUCGUCUCGGAAAUACGCCGACUGAAAAACGAUAAACGGCAAAAUAUAGACAUAAAUGACGAUCAGUUACAAACAGACGAGCCUGUUGAAGAAAGAGUUCCAAAUGUUGACGAUAUUGACAAACUGCUGAAUACCACCUUUCCAAUGCUGAAAACGGUGAAGGGAGAUAAGAAGACGAAAAAACAUGUUCGAAAAAUCCGCCAGGUUGCUGAUACACAUACAGCCUUCACAGCCGGCCUUUCUGUCGGCGAGAUAACCCUCGGUGACCAUCACACCGUCAUCUUUGACAAAGUAUAUACGAACAUAGGAAACGCAUACCAUGCCCAUACUGGAAUAUUCAUUGCUCCGUGCAGAGGCCUCUAUGUCUUUUCCACAACAAUGAUGGUGUCACCGGGCAAAGAUCUACUUCUAGAGAUUGUUAAAGAUGGCAGUAUUGUCAAUUAUAUUUAUGCAGACGCCCGUUCUACAAGUGCCUACAUGUCCACUACAAAAGAGUGGACACUUGAAGUAAACAAGGGGUCGGAAGUAUGGAUCCGCUCCCGCAGCCAAGGACAACUUCAUGGAUACUUGCAUUCUUUGUUUUCUGGCUUCCUCUUGUUCGAAACAGAAUAA
This is a messenger RNA of Mercenaria mercenaria, 1112 nucleotides long. RefSeq lists its product as uncharacterized. The transcript is spliced from 3 exons. Gene Ontology annotation, molecular function: protein binding. Bases 288 to 1112 code for a protein of 274 amino acids. NCBI's taxonomy places the organism in Eukaryota, Metazoa, Mollusca, Bivalvia, Venerida, Veneridae. The record is from RefSeq and is a predicted model, not a curated record.